AACACAACUCAGUCUCCUACGCGCGCCAUCACCAUGUCCUCGCCCGCGCCUGGAACAACUCGCAUCGCGCUCGCGCCCUCCCCGGGCUUCUGCGUCAAGUCCUCCGCGCUCAACGCUGCGCUCCUCACCCUCUCCGGGCCCGACCAUGCCACCACUGCGCUCCCCAUCCCGAUCGACCGCAAGGUGUUCGUGAAUAUCGCCUGGGACAAGCACGUCCCCGCCCCGCCCGCCCGCAGCGAGGCCGCCAUCGAGCGCGCCAUCGCCGGGGACGUCGCUCUUAGCGGGCCCGCAGACCCCGAAGACUGGUAUGUGCCCGUCAUCGUUCCCGAACCGCGCGCAGACACGGAUAAAGCGGGGAAGCCGUCCGUCGUGUUCGACUGCAUCUUCAGCGCGUCCCUCAAGCCGCGCGCCCUCCGCUCGCCCGAGUUCAAGACAUUCCUCGUCGAGCUCGCGUUCCAGCGCAUCGAGACACAAUACGGUGUACAGCUCUCGCGCCAGAUCGGCACGCCCAACAUCGCCGCCAAGGGCAAGCUCGCCCCGCGCACAGUCAGCGUCCCCACCGCCCUCCUCGCCCCCGCGCCCUCUCUCGCCUCCGCUUCCUCUCCGCUGUCUGUCGAUGCGCCCCCGAGCAAGCCAGGUAAGCCGCUCAUCGAGGAAGUCUCCGUGCCCGCGCCCGCUGCGAAGGGCAUCUUGAAGGCCCCGCCCUCGGGUAUAAGGAAAGCGAAUGCGGUGGUCCCGAGCUUGAGCUGGACGAAGACGGACGACGGCCGGUUGCGUAUCGCGCUCAGUGUGCCACACCUCACACACGCAUCCAUCCCCCAUACGACGCUCGACCUCGAACCGCGCCGCAUCCUCUUUUCCGCCCCCUCUCCCGCCCCCGCUUCUUCCGUACAGCUCGACCUCGAUUUAUCCCUGCCAGACGCCGAGAUCGAGCGCGCAUUCGCAGCGGCGGCAGGCGAGGACUGGGCAGAAACACGGAGGGCGGCGCUGGGGCUGAAGGGUGAGCGGCCGCUGGACGUGGACGGGGCGCGAGCGGAAUGGCGCGUCGGGGAGGGGCUGUUGGUGAUUUACGCGUAGACUGCCAGCCAUGUACAUACCAGUGGCGACGAUGCAC
Molecule: messenger RNA, 1114 nt
Organism: Trametes versicolor FP-101664 SS1
Lineage: Eukaryota; Fungi; Basidiomycota; Agaricomycetes; Polyporales; Polyporaceae
Exons: 4
Coding region: 34-1077 (347 amino acids)
Cellular component (GO): cytoplasm
Source: RefSeq, a predicted model, not a curated record